AUUCUGUUAGUAAAAACAUUGAGUCAUUUGAAAACAUGUUUGCAAAGGGAAUCAAUAGUCCAGUUUCUGGACUAAUCGGUUGAUACCAGCCAUAGCCGCAAACUUAAUCCAUAUCAAUGCAAAGCCUAUUAAUUACUUUGUGGCAACAAAUAUACUCCAUGUGAACAAAUAAACCUAAAACCAUUUUAUUUUCGAGAUGACAGAGAUUUUAGUUCUGAGCUCCUUCAACCUUUGACCUUAUGACUUUAUUGGCACAUACCUUAUGUCACUAACAUCGCAAUAGGGGUUGCGGCCGAAAACUAUAAAAUUGUGCAGGAUGAUCAAAGGGCAUGCAGAGGUAGCUUUCCACUAUCACUCAUUAAUGUAGGAGCAUGCCUCUGAGAUAGUGGUACAGAGAAACUAUAAAGGCUAAAAAAUGAAUUGAAUUUGCUUUAAAGAAUCCCCAAAGAUGAGGCAGCCUCAGAUGAGCCUGCGCGUGGGGUUGCCUGUGUUUGUGGUGGUCACACAGCUCUUCAUAGUGGUACUGUUUGCUUUAUUUGUCACCUAUGAUGAUCAGACCGAUGCCAAACUGCAGGGCAAUGAAACCGUCGCCAUGGACAACGCCUUAUACAAAGACUAUCCUUUUUUCGCCGACAUACAGGUGAUGAUAUUCAUCGGCUUUGGGUGUCUCCUGGCUUUCUUCCGGCAGUAUGGCUUUGGGGGCAUGGUGUUCAACUUCCUCACCGCCACCUUUGCCAUACAGUGGGCCAUCCUUGUGCAGGGGUACUUCCAGUUCAGCCAUGACGGCAAGAUCCACCUGGGGGUGACAAACCUGAUCAACGCAGAGUUCGCCUGUGCUGCGGUCCUGAUCUCCUUCGGGGCCGUGCUGGGGAAAACCAGCCCGCUGCAGCUGCUGGUCAUGGCCCUGCUGGAGAUCCCGGUGUACGCAGUCACAGAAUGGGCCGUGCUGACCUACCUGAAGAUCAACGACGCCGCUGGAUGUAUUCUGAUCCACGUGUUCGCCUGCUACUUCGGCCUGGGCGUCACGUUUGUGUUGUACCGGCCCCGUCUGAACGAAGGCCAUGCCAAGGAGGGCUCCAGCUACCAGUCAGACAUCCUGUCUGCCAUGGGCACCUUGUUCCUGUGGGUGUUUUGGCCCUCUUUCAACUCUGUGUUGGCGCUGAAAGGAGACGACCAGCACAGGGCCGUGCUUCACACCUUCAUAGGCCUCAGCGCCUCCACGCUCACAGCGUUCGCACUCUCCUCCAUGCUCAACAGGACCGGCAAGCUCACCAUGGCUGACAUCCAGAAUGUGACUCUGGCCGGAGGGGUGGCGGUGGGGGCCUCUGUGGACAUGAUGAUAUCCCCUGCAGGGGCUUAUGCUCUGGGAAUGAUGGGCUGCGCCGCCUGCAUGCUGGGCUACAGGUACCUGACCCCUUUCUUAGCCCGCCGCCUCAGGAUCCAGGACCAGUGUGGGAUACACAACCUCCAUGGCCUGACCGGACUCAUAUCCUCCACCGCGGGCAUAUGUGCUAUACUGGUGGCUUCAGAGGAGGUCUACGGACCCAGCAUGUAUGAGACUUUUGCCCACAUGGCACCCGUGGAAGGGGAUCCAAAAUUGCUGGAGCUCCAGGAGCAGAUCCCGGGUCUACAGCCAGGUUUGGGAAGGACUGCCUUGGAACAGGCCAUUUACCAGGUGGCGGCACUGUUAUCCACUAUUGUAGUGUCGGCGAUAGGAGGCGUUAUUACAGGAUUUGUACUGAAGCUGCCCUAUUUUGGAUCACCACCAGAUGAACUUUGUUUUGAUGAUGACUUGUUUUUUGAGGUCCCGCAUAACUAUGAGGCACCUAUUACAUUCAGUAAUAAAUGUAGGCCUACUACAGAGGAUUCGGCAGCGUAAUGUGUUAUCUUGCUAUUGAAUGAAUUGUAAAUAUAUUUUUAUUUUUAAAUAAACAGUUUUUAACAUCACAACAGAUUGUAAGCACUACAAUAUGCCUAAUGCGUUUUUUAUUUCAAAUGUGUUACCAACACAUAACCCAAUGCAAUAACUAUACCCUUCACACCAUGGUGCUACGAUAUAGGAAUAAGGCUGUUGCAAACCAUCGGGGAGAAAAUCUUUCAUUGAACUCCUCGAGAGUCUAUGAUGUUAUCAAAUAAAGGUGAUUAAACGUGUAAUACGUUUACUUUUUGUCGUAAAAUGUCAGGAGCUAGUCUAAUUGUUUCCCUACGUGGAGAAAGAUAAUACAACGGCUACAGGUUUUAAAGUAGUGUGUAAUUCUUCAAAGUACUCGCUAGAUGGCAAAUGACGUCUGAUCGAAGUUAAAUACUGUGGUAUCCUGACUCGUCUGGUGGGAAACCAAACAACACCCGUGAACAGUUCUCGCGUGAGUGAGCGCAAGUUAUCGCGUGACUAAGCGCCAUUUGGAAAUCGACCUGCUACAGUUGCUAGCCCGCAAAUCAUUUCGGUAGCGUUAGCAGUAGACGGUGUAACAAAUACUACUGCCGGUCCUUCCAGAAGAAAGAAAAGAGCCGUGUUAACUCGGGUGUUCGAUAACUUCUCACAUCGAGACGCGUGUCAUUUCCAAAAGGUCGUUUUCUUUCCCGCAGGGUCAUGGCUGACGAUUUUGAAAUUGAGGCAAUGCUGGAGGCUCCAUUUAGAAAGGUGAGUUUCCGAACAGACGAAUCCGUUUGGCUGUACACCGACAUAUAUUGAUAUUACAUUGAUUUGUUACCCAACAUGUAUGUAUGUAUUGUGUGUGUGUGGUUUGUGAAGUUUUUCAAACGCAAUACAGACUUUGAAUAAAUUCCCAUCUAUCUCUUUCUAUAGACUUGCCUAAUGAUAUCUCACCUCUUCUCCAAUGAGUUCAUCUUUGAUUCCACUGUGAACUGUGGUAAAACGUAAGGUAGUUAUGGAGUAAUGUACUGAUGCACUGUGGUUCCCUUAGGACUAAAAGAAACUCAACUUAACACAUCCCUGUUCAGUUGCUACAAGGUGAAUGCCAAUGGAAGAUGAGCACAUUUUAUCGGUGCUACAAAAGAGGCAGUAUUCAGUUGUAAAAAUAUGCAGUUUCCCACUAUUUUAAAGCAUGAUGAAUUAUAUUUGUUGAAAUAGAUCAUGCAUAUAUGCACAAUCUUGCCAUAUGUUUGGCAUCUGUUUUCAGGUAUAGUCAGAUUUAUGUUAACAUGUUUAUUGUAAUUUCCUGCAUUGUAUACAGCAAGUUAUAGAUAUAAAGCACUAUGAACUUCCGUCAUAGUAAUCAUAGCUGUGUUGUGCAUAAAGAGCCUAGAGAGAAUAACGGAUUCAAAUGCUUUUAACAUUUAAAAAAAUAUGAAUACUGCCUUUUUGCCUCCUCAACUGUAACUGUAAUUAUUUUGAGGUUUUAAAACGGUAUUGAGUUUGCAUGCUACACAACACCACAUAUUUUUCAUUAGCACACAGUUAAAACAAUUGCGGCUAUUCAACCUCCCUUUUCAAUCAAGCCAUAACCGGGCUUUUGGCCGAUUUUCAUGUUGACACCAAAACACAUUGGUAGUUUUGUAUGUGGAUGAACUAGUGGCUUUCUUUCCAGUUUCUGUUGGGCGUCGAUGUUACUAAGCCCUGUGAAUCCCUGUUUGCUUCAGGGCGAGAUGUGUGACAGAGGUGGCAUCGAGCUCUUACAGUUCAAGAACGAAAAUGGGUGAAGAUCACUGGACUGACACCAACCACACAGGAUCUCUUUAGUGGCCGUUGACCAUGCGUAGCCUCAGGCUUAGGCUCAGAUAGUGGCAUGGGUACGGCUCAUUAGAUUGGUGGGGGGCGGGAGAGGUUGGACCCCAGUAAUGUCAAAGUUCACUGAACAAUUCUAUAAUGUUGGUAGUCUCAUAAAAUGUCAUUUUAUCCGAGUUGCAGUGAGCACUCAACAAUACUGCUAAAAUGAUGUUCUGGGGUAGGGUGGGAGGGGGGUUCUUUUGUGCAAGGAUACCUUGUGCAGGCAGGACAGUAAAUAUUUGGAAGUAUUGCUAAUUUAAUGUAUUGUGCAUUUUCUCUUGUCCCACCCCAUCCCCCCCUUUACCUUGACGAAAUGUUUCCUCUGCGUCCUCAUGAUGUUCUUCUAUCAACCUUGCUUAGGAUGAAAUCAAAUCCUCUCAUGCAAAUGGACAUGAAGCUCACAGCAAGAA
Messenger RNA from Gadus macrocephalus (Pacific cod), 4137 nucleotides. RefSeq names its product ammonium transporter Rh type B-A-like. Bases 449 to 1879 code for a protein of 476 amino acids. Gene Ontology annotation, cellular component: plasma membrane. The transcript is spliced from 2 exons. The record is from RefSeq and is a predicted model, not a curated record. Gene Ontology annotation, molecular function: ammonium channel activity. Gene Ontology annotation, biological process: ammonium homeostasis; ammonium transmembrane transport. Lineage: Eukaryota; Metazoa; Chordata; Actinopteri; Gadiformes; Gadidae.